AUGCCUGCUAAGGCACCACUGCAUCCAUGGCAACGUAUACACAUCGACUACGCAGGGCCAUUUCAGAACUCGAUGUUCUUAGUGGUUGUCGAUGUACACAGCGGGUGGCCGGAAGUGAUUCCGGUUAAGUCAACAUCUUCAAGUUCGACCAUCGAAAUUUUACGCGAUUUGUUUGCCAGAUUUGGAAUUCCUGAACAGAUUGUUAGCGACAAUGGUAUGCAAUUUGUUUCUGAAGAGUUCAAGGCAUUCGUCAGGUCCAAUGGCAUCCAUCAUAUAACUUCAGCACCGUACCAUCCGGCGACGAAUGGUCUAGCGGAAAGGGCAGUGCAAACCUUCAAGCAAGCUUUGCGUUCCAUGUGUCAAAGCUCAAAGCCAAUGAGGGAGAAGUUGGCGAAGUUUCUCAUAGCUUACAGGAACACUCCACACUCCACCACCGGUGAGAGCCCAGCACAGUUACUCCUGGGGAGACCAUUGCGUACUCGCCUAGAUUUGAACAUCAAAGCUACGAAUGAGAAGAGUAAGCAGUAUCGUCAAUUGGAGAUUGGUGACUCGGUUAUGUCAAGGGAUUAUCGAGGGGAUGUGAAGUGGCGCUCAGGGCGGACUGUUAACAAGACAGGUCCGCUGAUGUAUGAGGUGCACGUAGCACCAGGAAUGAUUUCGCGCCGACAUAUCGACCAGUUAAAGCCAACAGCAGUUGAGCACACAAUUAAGGGUAGUGACGCCUACUGUAGUGUUGAGGUCAGCCGACCCGAAGUGACCAGCGCGCCACCGACACCAAUCCCCUCAAGUGCUCCAUACCCUGAGGUUGGUAAAGUUCUAGAAUUUUCCGUGGCAGAUCAACCGGAGAUGGGUCCUGUUCCCGUACCUGCAGUUCCUAACCCUCCUGACGCGAUUCCAAUGGUCCAAAAGCGGUGGCGCCCUCAGGGAACGCGCAGGGCACCAAAGAGGCUCGAUCUCUGA
This is a messenger RNA of Stylophora pistillata, 960 nucleotides long. RefSeq lists its product as uncharacterized. Gene Ontology annotation, biological process: DNA integration. NCBI's taxonomy places the organism in Eukaryota, Metazoa, Cnidaria, Anthozoa, Scleractinia, Pocilloporidae. The record is from RefSeq and is a predicted model, not a curated record. Gene Ontology annotation, molecular function: nucleic acid binding.